Mycena indigotica is the source of this 1911-nucleotide messenger RNA. RefSeq names its product SWI/SNF complex protein. Gene Ontology annotation, cellular component: SWI/SNF complex. The transcript has 2 exons. The coding region runs from base 1 to 1911 and encodes 636 amino acids. Gene Ontology annotation, biological process: positive regulation of DNA-templated transcription. The record is from RefSeq and is a predicted model, not a curated record. Gene Ontology annotation, molecular function: DNA binding; zinc ion binding; histone binding. Lineage: Eukaryota; Fungi; Basidiomycota; Agaricomycetes; Agaricales; Mycenaceae.
AUGGAUUCACCUAGUCGCGCCGGUUCUCCCGACCAAGGAGGUGCUAUUCCCGUCGACCUGAAUGUUGUCUCAGGGAAACGCGGGGAACUAGAGCCGUUGGCGUCCACAGACCUCGCGAAUCUCCAGUCAGAAGAAUGGGGCAACAGACCAGAGAAUGGAGGGCGCGUCAGACAACUCAAAGCCGAUGCAGACGACGACGACGUGUCAAUGGGGGACGACGAAGGCGACUCAGCCGAUGACAACGACGAGGAAGACCCAGCGCAGCUUGAGGCUGCUCGUCAGCGGCUGGAAGAACAAGCGCGCAAAUAUCUGGCAGCCCAAACACACGAAGUCAUCAUCCCCUCCUACUCCGCGUGGUUUGACAUGUCCAAAAUCAACGCUGUGGAGAGUAGGGCCCUCCCCGAGUUUUUCAACUCUCGAAAUCGAUCCAAAACGCCUGCCAUAUACAAGGACUACCGCGACUUCAUGAUCAACACAUAUCGUCUCCGUCCAAUGGAAUACCUCACCGUAACUGCUUGCCGACGCAACUUAGCCGGUGAUGUGUGUGCCAUAAUGAGAGUUCACGCUUUUCUGGAGCAAUGGGGUCUCAUCAACUACCAAAUUGACCCAGACUCACGUCCUGCGGCCCUCGCGCCUCCAUUUACAGGCCACUUCAGAGUUAUUCUCGAUACUCCUCGUGGACUCCAAUCUCUCCAUCCUGGUAUCCGGCCUACAAAUCCUGGUGCUGCAGCUGUAAAUGGCGCUAAAAAACCACCACCAACGCCAGCUUCGUUGGAACUUCGCUCCAACAUUUACCAAACCUCUAAUAAAUCCGCUCGACCUAUUGACUCAACGGAGGCUGAAGCAUUGGCCAACGGUCCCCGAGAUGGAGCUGCCAACGGUACCAGCCGCGGCCCAACUACAUUCACCUGCGACACCUGUGGUUCUGACUGCACUCGGACCCGUUAUCACUCCCUGAAAGACCAAAAAUUCCAACUUUGCGCCCCUUGUUACCUCGAUGGUCGUUUCCCUUCGAACAUGUUUAGUGGAGACUUCGUCAAGCUCAACACGGCGACCGCGGGUCCGUCCGAUGAUUGGACAGACCAAGAGACUCUUCUAUUGCUCGAGGCCAUUGAGAUGUACGAUGACGACUGGUCUAAGAUCGAGGAACACGUUCAGACCAGAAGCGCGCAACAAUGCAUCACUAAAUUCCUCCAACUCGACAUCGAAGACCCGUAUCUUGCGUCGGAGGCAUCUAUGGGACCGUUGCGCUACGCUCGAAUUCCCUUCGAGCAAGCAGACAAUCCAGUUAUGAGUGUCGUUGCAUUCUUAGCUGGCGUCGUGGAUCCCUCUGUCGCUGGUGAAGCUGCCAAAACCGCCCUACAUCAUCUUGCCAGCGAAGGUAAAGGAGAAGCUACAAAAGCGGAUGAGCCGGAGGCAGAAACGACGGAACCGAGUGGAGAUGCUAUGGCUGUUGAUGGACCACCCAAAAAGACGACCGUUCCUCGAUCUCAGGCGGCCAGAGCUGCGGAUUUGGCGCUGAAGUCAUCCGCAAAGGCGGCCGCGGCUUUGGCGGAGACGGAAGACAAGGAGAUUCGCUCUACUCUUGCGUCUCUCAUCAAGCUAACGUUGACGAAACUCGAACUGAAGAUGUCGCAGUUUGAAGAGCUGGAGGAUAUUCUUGAAGAAGAACGCAAAAACUUGGAGAGCGCGAGAAUGGCGCUUCUCAAUGAACGACUAAACCUGAAGAAAACGAUUGAGCACGUGCGGAGUGAGCUGUCGAGGAACGGUGGGAUGAAUGUCAUGCAGGUCCUUUCGGCACCUGGCGCAAUGGGCACAGUUGGCCAAGGCCCUGUUUCCACCGAGCUUGGUAACUUGCCUAUAGACGCAGUCGGCCCGAUGGGUGACGGAAAUAUCCUGCCGCUAAGUUGA